This is a messenger RNA of Talaromyces stipitatus ATCC 10500, 1928 nucleotides long. Its product is annotated as integral membrane protein (Ytp1), putative. The coding region runs from base 229 to 1734 and encodes 501 amino acids. The record is from RefSeq and is a predicted model, not a curated record. The transcript has 5 exons. NCBI's taxonomy places the organism in Eukaryota, Fungi, Ascomycota, Eurotiomycetes, Eurotiales, Trichocomaceae.
GACAUCUUUGUUGUAUGUGUUAAGAGCUCGAUCAAGUCUACUGCUACUCUAUGGACAGAGUAUAAGAUGAUCACGGUCUCAGUCAUUCAUUACUACUAACUCGGAUAUCCAACGAACGUCCCGGGACUUGACCGGGACACUAUCCCUCCGUACUCGUCGGAGUACCUGUAUUGUCAACCCAUCUCUCCGCUCCUCUGAAGCUCGAAUUACGACUGCAAAAGAAUAAACAUGUCCGUUCAAAGAUAUUUGCUACCUUUGGUGGCUUUCAUAGCCACACAGGCUUUCGCUCACGGAGGCCACGAGGAGGUCCCCGAAGGCGAGGCUGUUUCAGGCGAACCUAUUGAUACUACCUUGUGGCUACAUAUGAUUUUAAUGACGGCAACGUUCGGCAUCAUGUUUCCGUUCGGCAUGGUUCUCGGAAUCAUCCGUUCUCGCUGGCAUGUUCCUGUACAGGUUGUGGCCACCGUCGUCGCCGUACUUGCUUAUUUCAUGGGUCAUAUGCAUAAAGGACGCCAAUUCGCAAAGAAUAUCCACGCUUCGUUCGCCAAUAUACUGAUGUUGAUGUUGAUUGUCCAAGUCGCACUUGGCGUAUACUUGAAACUUCAUCUCGAAAAAGGGUUCCAAGGCCGGAUCCGUCGGUACUUUGUUAUUGCGCACGGUGUGGUAGGAAAAGCAAUGCCGGUCGUCAGCUGGGCCCAAAUCUUAUUUGGUGGAAUUACAGCAAACGGGUUCUGCCGUGACGACCAUCUCGGCCAGUGUCUGGCUCAUUUUAUCAUGGGAAGCGCUUUUAUUGCCUACGGAAUUGUGAUGACUAUCUUGCUUCUUGUUGGACAAUUCUGGUUAAGACGCAGCGGCCGGAGUCAGGAAUUCUUUGACUCUCUCAUCAUUGCCAUCUGGGGCUGUAUCAAUACCUUUACUGAGCAUCGAUGGGGCCAGCCCUGGGUUCACAAUGACUUGCAGCAUACGACGAUGGGUAUCGUCUGGUGGUGUGCUGGAUUAUUGGGCAUGUGGUUGAGUCGCAAGAGGAAUGGACGUCCCAAGCGCAACCUAAUUCCGGCCAUCGUUAUCUUGUUGACGGGAUAUGCCAUGUCAGCACAUCCCCAGACGCUUAUGUUGAGUACAAUGGUGCAUACAGUGUUUGGUUACACGCUCAUGGCCGCUGGAGCGGCUCGAAUAAUUGAGAUUUCGUUCGUUCUCAGAGAUCGACCGACUCUUAGUCCUGAUGGGUCGGAUCCUCACAGCUUCCAAUAUCUUCCUCCAUUCCUCCUUUAUGCCUCCGGUUUCCUAUUCAUGGGUGCCACAGAAGAACAAAUGGCACUUCUCAGCAACGCAGGCAUUACGCACGUAUCAUAUGUCUUGAUCUUGUACAGCGUUGCCUUUAUCCUAUUCCUCUUUGUCAACAUCCUCCUUCACGUCUACGCAAUCCACGCCUUCCCCGACUCAGCAACCGUCACCACAAACACUCACGCAGAAGAAGACGGCUUCAUGCCCAAACUCCGUCGCGAAGAUUCUUCCUCCUCAUACACUGUAGUCAACGACGGAUUCCCUGCAAACGGCAGUACCAUAAACGGCCAUCCUCGUUCACGCGCAGAGGCGCAACAGAUCCAAGACGCAGAAGCCUUUGAGUUGCAAGGACUCAUUUCAGAAGAUGAACAUGAGGGUUCGAAUAAUCCGCGUACUAGGAAGGAAGUGAGUGAUGACGAGGAAGAGAGUCUUGUUGGUGUUUCCAGAUAAUUCUCUCCCUCUCUCGUCUUUCUCUCGGAGAUGUAGUUACACCUCCAUUAUACAUUAUAAUAAUACCUUGACUUCAGCCCGUUUUAAGUUGAAGGGAGUCAUACAACAUUGCUAUAUAGUUUUCGCAUCCCAAACAAUCUCCGUUCUGGGCAUUCAACCAUGUACAUAGAAUUUGAAAGUUGCAUUUUUUUUAC